AUGCACGGCACAUCCACCGGUCUCCAGACCGGAAUCAACACGCCCCGGUCCUCUCAAUCUCUGCGCCCUCUCAUCCUCUCACAUGGCUCCCUCGAGUUCUCCUUCCUUGUCCCUACUUCGCUCCAUUUCCAUGCUUCCCAGUUGAAGGAUGGCUUCACCACAUCAUUACCCGAGCCCACGGAUGAAUUGGCCCAGGACGACGAGCCUUCCUCCGUCGUAGAGCUGGUGGCCCGCUACAUUGGCCAUGUCGCUCGCGAGGUGGAGGAGGGUGAGGACGAUGCCCAGGGCACCUAUCUGGAGGUCCUCAAGCUCGUCCUGAACGAGUUUGAGCGCGCCUUCAUGCGUGGAAAUGAUGUCCACGCCGUGGCAGCCGCCCUAUCCAGCAUCGUUCCCAAGAAGAACCAGGUGGUGGAGGCCUACUACGCCGGUCGUGCCGCCGCCGGCCGGCCUACCAAGCCCUACGACUCGGCUCUGUUCCGCGCCGCCUCCGAUGAGGCUGCCGGCAUCUAUACCGUCUUCGGUGGUCAGGGCAAUAUCGAGGAGUACUUUGACGAGCUGCGCACAGUCUAUAACACCUACCCCUCCUUCGUAGAGGAGCUGAUUGUGUCCUCUGCAGAGCUGCUCCAAUCGCUGUCCCGCGAGCCCGAGGCCAGCAAGCUCUACCCGAAGGGCCUCGACAUCAUGCGCUGGCUGCAGGAUCGGGAUGUGCAGCCCGAUACCGACUACCUCGUGUCGGCUCCCGUCAGUCUGCCCUUGAUCGGUCUCGUCCAAUUGGCCCACUUCACGGUGACCUGCAAGGUCCUGGGACAACAACCCGGUGAUCUCGUGGAGCGCAUCCGCGGAACCACUGGUCACUCCCAGGGUGUGGUCACGGCCGCAGCCAUUGCCACUGCGACGACCUGGGAGUCCUUUGCGCAGGCCUCGCGCAAUGCCCUGACCAUGCUGUUCUGGAUCGGUCUCCGCAGCCAGCAGGCCUACCCUCGCACCUCCCUGGCUCCCUCGGUGCUGCAGGACUCGAUUGAGAAUGGCGAGGGUACCCCGACUCCCAUGCUCUCCAUUCGGGAUCUCUCUCGCACCGCCGUCCAGGAGCACAUUGAUGCCACCAACCAGCACUUGCCCGAGGACCGCCACAUCGCGAUCUCCCUGGUCAACAGUGCUCGCAACUUCGUCGUGACCGGUCCCCCCAUCUCCCUCUACGGUCUGAACUUGCGUCUGCGUAAGGUCAAGGCCCCCACUGGACUGGACCAGAACCGUGUUCCCUUCACUCAGCGCAAGGUUCGGUUUGUCAACCGUUUCCUGCCCAUCACGGCCCCCUUCCACAGCCAGUACCUCACCUCCGCCUACGACCGCAUUCUGGAGGAUCUGGAGGAUCUGGAGAUCCCCGCCAUGUCUCUGCUCAUUCCCGUCUUCAACACCAAGACCGGAGAGGACCUGCGUGAGCUCGGCGAUAAGAACGCCGUCCCUGCCCUGAUCCGCAUGAUCACUCAUGAUCCCGUCAACUGGGAGCAAGCCACCGUCUUCCCUGGUGCUACCCACAUUGUCGACUUCGGUCCUGGUGGUAUCUCCGGCCUGGGUGUCCUCACCAACCGUAACAAGGAUGGUACCGGGGUCCGGGUCAUUCUGGCUGGUGAGAUGGACGGCACUAAUGCUGAGGUCGGCUACAAGCCUGAGCUGUUUGACCGUGAUGAGCACUCGGUCAAGUAUGCCGUGGAUUGGGUCAAGGAGCACGGCCCUCGUCUGGUGCAGACCUCCACUGGACAGACUUAUGUCGAUACCAAGAUGAGUCGCCUGCUGGGUAUUCCCCCUGUCAUGGUCGCUGGUAUGACCCCUACCACCGUCCCUUGGGACUUUGUGGCCGCCACCAUGAACGCUGGCUAUCACAUUGAGUUGGGCGGUGGUGGUUACUACAACGCGAAGACCAUGACCGCCGCCAUCAACAAGAUCGAGAAGGUUAUCCCGCCUGGCCGCGGCAUCACCGUCAACUUGAUCUACGUCAACCCUCGUGCCAUGGGUUGGCAGAUCCCUCUGAUCGGCCGCCUGCGUGCCGACGGUGUCCCCAUCGAGGGUCUGACCAUUGGUGCUGGUGUUCCCUCUAUCGAGGUCGCCAACGAGUACAUCGAGACCCUGGGCAUCAAGCACAUUUCCUUCAAGCCUGGCUCCGUCGAUGCCAUUCAGCAGGUCAUCAAUAUCGCCAAGGCCAACCCCAAGUUCCCCAUCAUGUUGCAGUGGACCGGUGGUCGUGGUGGUGGUCACCACUCCUUCGAGGACUUCCACCAGCCUGUCCUCCAGAUGUACAGCCGUAUUCGCAAGCAGGACAACAUUGUCCUGGUUGCUGGUAGUGGCUUCGGUGGUGCUGAAGACACCUACCCAUACCUCUCCGGUACUUGGUCCGCCAAGUUCGGCUAUCCUCCCAUGCCUUUCGAUGGUUGCUUGUUCGGUAGCCGCAUGAUGAUCGCCAAGGAGGCGCACACUUCCAAGAACGCCAAGAAGGCUAUUGCUGAUGCCCCCGGUGUCGACAAUGAGGAGUGGGAGAAGACCUACAAGGGUGCUGCUGGCGGUGUCAUCACUGUCCUCUCCGAGAUGGGCGAGCCUAUUCACAAGCUGGCUACCCGCGGUGUCCUCUUCUGGCAGGAGAUGGACCAGAAGAUCUUCAAGCUCGACAAGGCCAAGCGUGUCCCCGAGUUGAAGAAGCAGCGCGACUACAUCAUCAAGAAGCUCAACGAUGACUUCCAAAAGGUCUGGUUCGGCCGCAAUGCCGCGGGCGAGACUGUGGACCUUGAGGACAUGACCUACGCUGAAGUCGUCCACCGCAUGGUCGAUCUGAUGUACGUCAAGCACGAGUCUCGUUGGAUCGAUGACUCGCUCAAGCGUCUGACUGGCGACUUCCUGCGCCGUGUCGAGGAGCGCUUCACCACCGCGAAUGGCCAGGCUUCCCUGCUCCAGAACUACUCCGAGCUCGACACCCCUUACCCGGCUGUGGACACUAUUCUGGCUGGAUAUCCCGAGGCCGCCAAGCAGCUGAUCAACGCCCAGGAUGUCCAGCACUUCCUGCUGCUUUGCCAGCGCCGUGGCCAGAAGCCCGUUCCUUUCGUCCCCGUCCUCGAUGAGAAGUUUGAGUACUUCUUCAAGAAGGACUCCCUCUGGCAGAGUGAGGACCUCGAGGCCGUUGUUGACCAGGAUGUCGGCCGUACCUGUAUUCUGCAGGGUCCGAUGGCUGCCCGCUUCUCCAACAUUAUUGACGAGCCUGUCAAGGACAUUCUCGAUGGUGUCCACCAGGGCCACAUUGCUGGCCUGAUCCGCGACGUUUACGGAGGUGACAAGUCCAAGAUCCCCGUGAUUGAGUACUUCGGUGGCAACGUGGUGGAAGACGCGGAUGAGCCCGACGUGGAGGGUCUCACUGUCUCCGAGGAGGCCAACAAGAUCAGCUUCCGCCUGUCCUCUUCUACCUCCGCCGAUCUGCCUAGCCUGGACCGCUGGCUCCGCCUGCUGGCUGGCAACACCUACUCGUGGCGCCACGCCUUGUUCCUGGCCGAUGUGUUCGUCCAGGGUCACCGGUUCCAGAGCAACCCGAUGAAGCGCAUCGUGGCUCCCACUGCUGGCCUGUACGUGGAGAUCACCAACCCUAACGACCCCGCCAAGACUAUGGUUAGCGUGCGUGAGCCCUACCAGUCCGGCAAGCUGGUCAAGACCGUUGAGGCGAAGGUGAACGAGAAUGGUCAGAUCUCUUUGACCAUGUUCGAGGGUCGCACCGCCGAGGGUGGUGUCGUUCCCCUGACGUUCCUCUUCACCUACCACCCGGAGACCGGUUAUGCCCCCCUCCGCGAGGUCAUGGGAGACCGCAACGACCGCAUCAAGGAGUUCUACUAUCGCAUCUGGUUCGGCAACAAGGACGUGCCCUUCGACACUCCUACCACUGCCACCUUCAACGGCGGCCGCGAGACCAUCACCUCUCAGGCCGUUGCUGACUUCGUCCACGCCGUCGGCAACACUGGCGAGGCCUUCGUUGACCGUCCCGGCAAGGAGGUCUUCGCUCCCAUGGAUUUCGCCAUUGUCGCUGGCUGGAAGGCCAUCACCAAGCCCAUCUUCCCUCGCACCAUUGACGGUGAUCUCCUGAAGCUGGUUCACCUGUCCAACGGCUUCAAGAUGAUCCCCGGUGCUCAGCCUCUGAAGGUUGGCGAUGUUCUGGACACUACUGCUCAGAUCAACGCCGUCAUCAACCAGGAGUCUGGCAAGAUGGUCGAGGUCUGCGGUACCAUCAAGCGUGAGGGCAAGCCCAUCAUGCAGGUUACCAGUCAGUUCCUGUACCGCGGUGCCUACUCGGACUUCGAGAACACCUUCCAGCGCAAGGACGAGGUUCCCAUGCAGGUCCACCUUGCCACCAGCCGUGAUGUCGCUAUCCUCCGCUCCAAAGAGUGGUUCCGCAUGGACGAGUCUGAGAUCGAGCUCCUUGGCCAGACCCUUACCUUCCGUCUCCAGAGCUUGAUCCGCUUCAAGAACCAGACAGUCUUCAGCAACGUCCAGACCAUUGGUCAGGUCCUCCUGGAGCUCCCCACCAAGGAGGUUAUCCAGGUUGCCUCCGUGGACUACGAGGCUGGUGUCUCUCACGGUAACCCCGUAAUUGACUACCUCCAGCGUAACGGUACCUCCAUCGAGCAGCCCGUCUACUUCGAGAACCCCAUCCCUCUGAGUGGCAAGACUGCCCUGGAGCUGCGCGCCCCGGCUUCCAACGAGACCUAUGCCCGCGUCUCCGGCGACUACAACCCUAUCCACGUCUCUCGUGUCUUCUCCAGCUAUGCCAACCUGCCCGGCACCAUCACCCACGGCAUGUACAGCAGUGCUGCUGUCCGCUCGCUGGUGGAGACCUGGGCCGCCGAGAACAACAUCGGCCGUGUCCGUGGUUUCCACGCCUCCCUGGUCGGCAUGGUUCUGCCCAACGACAUGGUCGCCGUCAAGCUGCAGCACGUUGGUAUGAUUGCUGGUCGUAAGAUCAUCCAGGUCGAGGCCAGCAACAAGGAGACCGAGGAGAAGGUCCUUGUUGGUGAGGCCGAGGUCGAGCAGCCUGUCACCUCCUACGUCUUCACCGGCCAGGGUUCUCAGGAGCAGGGCAUGGGUAUGGAGCUCUAUGCCAGCAGCCCUGUUGCCAAGGAGGUCUGGGACCGUGCUGAUCGCCACUUCAUGGAGAACUACGGCCUGUCCAUCAUUGACAUUGUCAAGAACAACCCCAAGGAGCUCACCGUCUACUUUGGUGGUCCCCGCGGUAAGGCCAUUCGCCAGAACUACAUGGCGAUGACCUUCGAGUCUGUCAAUGCCGAUGGCUCCAUCAAGUCCGAGAAGAUCUUCAAGGAGGUUGAUGAGAACACCGCUUCUUACACUUACCGUUCGCCCACCGGUCUGCUGUCCGCCACCCAGUUCACCCAGCCCGCCCUCACCCUCAUGGAGAAGGCUAGCUUCGAGGACAUGCGCUCCAAGGGUCUGGUCCAGCGUGACAGCAGCUUCGCUGGUCACUCCCUGGGUGAAUACUCGGCUCUGGCUGCCCUGGCCGACGUCAUGCCCAUUGAGAGCUUGGUCUCCGUCGUGUUCUACCGUGGUCUGACCAUGCAGGUUGCCGUCGAGCGUGACGAGCAGGGUCGCUCCAACUACUCCAUGUGCGCUGUCAACCCCAGCCGUAUCUCCAAGACCUUCAACGAGCAGGCCUUGCAGUACGUCGUUGAGGUCAUCUCCGAGCAGACUGGCUGGCUUUUGGAGAUCGUCAACUACAACGUUGCCAACAUGCAGUACGUCGCUGCUGGUGAUCUCCGCGCCCUCGACUGCCUCACCAACCUCCUGAACUUCCUCAAGGCUCAGAACAUCGACAUUCCCGCUCUUAUGCAGAGCAUGUCGCUCGAAGACCUCAAGGCUCACCUGGUCAGCAUCAUCCAGGAGUGCGUCAAGCAGACCGAGGCCAAGCCCAAGCCCAUCCAACUGGAGCGCGGCUUCGCCACCAUCCCGCUGAAGGGCAUCGAUGUCCCCUUCCACAGCACUUUCCUGCGCUCCGGUGUCAAGCCCUUCCGGUCCUUCCUGCUCAAGAAGAUCAACAAGACCACCAUCGACCCGUCCAAGCUCGUCGGCAAGUACAUUCCCAACGUCACUGCUCGUCCCUUCGAGAUCUCCAAGGAGUACUUCGAGGACGUCUACCGCCUCACCAACUCUCCCCGUAUCGCCGCCAUCCUGGCCAACUGGGAGAAGUACGAGGAGGGCACUGAGAACGCUGCCCGCGCCGCUUAG
This is a messenger RNA of Penicillium daleae, 6264 nucleotides long. Its product is annotated as tetrafunctional fatty acid synthase subunit FAS1. Bases 1 to 6264 code for a protein of 2087 amino acids. Gene Ontology annotation, biological process: long-chain fatty acid biosynthetic process. The record is from RefSeq and is a predicted model, not a curated record. The transcript is spliced from 2 exons. Gene Ontology annotation, molecular function: enoyl-[acyl-carrier-protein] reductase (NADH) activity; [acyl-carrier-protein] S-malonyltransferase activity; [acyl-carrier-protein] S-acetyltransferase activity. Gene Ontology annotation, cellular component: fatty acid synthase complex. Lineage: Eukaryota; Fungi; Ascomycota; Eurotiomycetes; Eurotiales; Aspergillaceae.